Messenger RNA from Diatraea saccharalis (sugarcane borer), 1337 nucleotides. NCBI's taxonomy places the organism in Eukaryota, Metazoa, Arthropoda, Insecta, Lepidoptera, Crambidae. The record is from the annotation of a GenBank genome assembly.
UAAUAGCUGCGGCACAUCCCAUGUUCUCGGAACGCGGUACGAUGGGGCCAUAGGUGGCACAUAUACGCUGGAGGUGGAGGACGAGGUGGUCGCCUUAGCGAUAGUGCAGUCAGUUGUUCAGCCAGGGAACUAGCAUCAUCCGCGGGUGGUGCCGUGGACCCUGUUGCAGCUGUCGGCAAGGGGCCCCAAACUGACCCUGGCACCCACUCAUUCUGGUCGUGUUUCAGGUACAGCCAGCCAAGCAGGGCUUGAGGGCAUCCUUCAGUCUUGCCGCACCAUUGCGGCAGGUCGGCACCGAUGGCCGUUGGCGACAUCGCAGCAUUAGAACAGUUUCGCACACCACUCAAAAACGGUACAUUUCGAAAGUUAAACAAUGAAAAUGGUUCCCGUUUGUGAUGUCGGACGUGUCUUCUUUGUCCCCUACGUCGCCUAGCUGCGGCAUGGAUAAGUAUGAGCAGUUAGCAGUGGUGGGCGAGGGUUCUUACGGCGUUGUACUAAAGUGUCGGCGGCGAGACAAUGGACAAUUGGUGGCCAUUAAAAAGUUUCUUGAGACAGAGGAUGACGCUGCUGUCAGGAAGAUGGCCCUCAGGGAAAUACGAAUGCUCAAGAAACUUCGACAUGACCAUUUGGUGAACAUGAUCGAAGUGUUUCGUCGCAAGCGACGGUUCUACCUAGUCUUUGAGUAUUUGGAUCACACAUUGUUAGAUGAGCUGGAGUCUUCACCGGGUGGUCUAGGCGAAGAUAAGGCUAAGAAGCACCUUUAUCAGCUUCUGAAGGGCAUCGAUUACUGCCAUCACAAUUCUAUAAUCCAUCGUGAUGUUAAACCAGAAAAUGUUCUGGUAUCAAACGCGGGAGUGGUGAAGCUGUGCGACUUAGGAUUCGCACGUGCUCUAGCUGCGCCCGGAGAGCCUUAUACGGAAUACGUAGCCACCAGAUAUGGUCCAGAAGUCGACAUUUGGGCGAUCGGGUGCUUAUUUUCGGAGAUGCUGACGGGGGAUCCACUAUUCCCUGGAGAUUCUGACAUUGAUCAGCUCGCUCUUAUUAUAAAGACUGUUGGCAAGUUGGCGCCUCGGCAUCAGCAAGUGGUAUCACGACUCGCGGGUGGCGCGGCGCUCGCGGGGGCGGAGGCUCGACGAAGCGUCCUGCCUGGCGUAGGGCUAGCGCGGGACCUGCUCGCCGCUUGCCUGAGGACUGAGCCUCGUGCACGUCCUCAAGCUUCCGCGCUUUUGAGACACAAAUAUUUUACAACAGAUGGCUUUGCGGAAAAUUUUAAUGCGGAACUUAGAAAAAAAUUAGGAAAGGAAAUAGAGGUGAGCAUGAUGCAUCAAAUUGGUUAA